UGUCUAUCUAAGACAUCUGAAAUAAGUUUAGAAAUUUUUUUAUUUUUUACAGUAGACUUAAACAGACACUGAAACAGACACUUGUUUAUUGAUCACGUGACAAUGAAAAAUCGUUUUCGGAGGAGUGAUUGAGACGCGAUCUGGCAACCCUGAUGUGGUAUGAAAGUCUGGACUGGAGGAAAGAAGGCAAACAUUUGAGAUGAUGAUGUGAGCACAUGGAGAGGAAAUAAAUCAGCUCGAACAUCAGUCUGGCUAAGGUGGACACACGUCUGGAUCUUUUUUUUUUUUUUAGACAGAACAGACGGCUUGUCAUCAUCAAGUGCCAAAUGCCGAGACUAGAAGUUCGCUGUUGGAGCUGCAGCGGCGUUAAAGCGAAAGAUUUGACACAUUUGUUGCUCUGGAUGGCGUCGAAAACGGGUGAAAUGAUGUCCAUGGUGACUUCAGUGCUGCUCCAUGUCCGCUCUGCUCAUUUAAUCCGGCGUGGACUCGUUUUAUUCGCGGUCGGUGUGUUUUUAGCGCUGGUGCUGUAUUUCCUGCAGAUCCAGCGGAAGGACGCUGAUGAAGUGCUGGAUACUUUGUUUUCUUCAGCCUGGUGGAUUCCUCUGUGCUGCGGAACAGCUGCUGCCGUGGUUGGUUUGUUGUACCCGUAUCUGGACAGCCAUCUUGGAGAGCCGCACAAGUUUAAGCGCGAGUGGGCGAGUGUCAUGCGCUGCAUCGCCGUGUUCGUGGGCAUCAACCACGCCAGUGCCAAGCUGGACUUUGUGAAUAACGUGCAGCUGUGUCUCACUCUGGCUGCUCUGUCUCUGGGUCUGUGGUGGACAUUUGAUCGCUCGAGGAGUGGAUUCGGUUUGGGCCUUACCACAGCGUUUUUCGCCACGCUCAUCACCCAGCUGUUGGUCUACAACGGCGUCUACCAGUUUCCAUCUCCGCAGUUGGGCUACGUUCGCUCCUGGCUGCCCUGCAUCUUCUUCUCUGGAGGAGUGACGGUGGGGAAUAUCGGCAGGCAGCUAGCUAUGGGUACGAACGAGAAACCUCACCACGACUAGGGACCCUAAACACCACGGCGAGGAGGAAUGAGACGCUUCCCGUGGCAUUUUUUUUUCCCCCCCUCCUAAUCUCUCAUUCGUGUCAAUGAGGGAGAAGGAAGGAAGGAAGGCGGACUGCGUGUGCCCUACGGACGCGAGGCAAACCAGAACUCUGCAUUAACGUCACCGUUUGAGUGUUCGUGAUGGCGUGGGAAACUUAUGGAGUGAACUUCCUGUCGAAAAGUAGCUGUACAUGAGAGCAGGUCAUUUUAUUUUAUAAAUCCAGAGUCCGAUUUGGAAAUCUGUAAUGUUACUUUUUUUUUUAAAGGUAAGCCCCGCCCCCUCACUAUAAUAGCGCUGUCUAUUUAUCUAUGUGGCUCUUCCAUCUUAUAUCUCCAGAACAAACACCUGGCUCCGCCCCCUUAAAAUGUUACAAUCUGGAGUUUUCCACUCCAGAAAAGUUACUUCUGAUUCGUAACGAGGCUUUGCGUCUGUCACAUGACGUCUGGUGAUGGAUUUGCAAUUGGUAAGCUCAUGACCUCGACAUUGCAGUUACUUUCUAAAAGAGCUCCAUAGAGUUACAUAGCACAGCUGGGUCCAGUUGUUCACUUUUUCUUCAACAGUGUGUGAGUGAGAUGCUGCAGAUCUUAAUAUCUAGACUGACUCUGAAAGAGAGAGAGGAUUGUGUGUGAGAGAUGGUGGCCAAAAACGUGCUUCAUUAUUAUUAUUAUUUUUUUUUUUUUGACUUUAUGCUGGAAAACGACGCUAAACAAAAAGGGAAAAGUUUCAAGGCUGCACAAAAAUGUCCGCCAUCCAAACAGGAGGGUUAAACGUUUGCUGAUAGUUAUUGCUCUUAAUAAACAUUUUAUUAAUAGUGUUACUUUAGUGAGACUCGUUUGCCAAAUGAAAUAUUCUCUUAUUAUUCAUUUCGUUAUCUCUAGCCGCUUUAUCCUGUUCUACAGGGUCGCAGGCAAGUUGGAGCCUAUUAUUGUUAUUAUUUAACGGCUCGUCAUAAGGAACGGGUUUUGAUGCCAGGUUAAUUCAUAUAGGCCUUUAGGUAUGUAUUGAUUUAUCAAAGAUGCGAUAUAUCGUGAUGUUCAACAUGAAACCUGUUCACAGGCUUACGACGGAUACACCAAGGUUUUAAAAAAAAGUUACGUGUUUUAAUAUCACAAUAGCACUCGUGUAUUUAAAAAAUAACAAAACCCACACACAAGGUCUUUUUUUUUCUUUUUUUAACUGCAGCCUUGAAGAUUUUGCAAUCUGUGAUUGCAUUUUGUAUUAUAGAACGAGUGCUUUUGUCACUUUUUUCCUUUUCCUGUUUGUUCAUUGUAUUGUCUUUUGCUCAUGUGUAACUUUUUUUUUUUUUUUAAAUUAAUCACACAAAAAUGUGCUGUAUUUUCCAGAAUGUGAGUUCAAAUUCACAUCUCAACUUUCCAGCCAAAAGUCCGAGGCACGUCUAAACUAAGCUUUCGACCAAAAAUGGCUUUUUUUUUUUUUUAAUAAAUUUAAAAAAACACGGUAAGCAUUAAGCCAUGAUAAAUGAAACAAAGUCGAUAUUUGGUGUGAGACGAAAUUCCCUUUGCUUUAGUCUCGGGUCCAGUGAGUGCCAUUUUAUAAGGAAAUGAGCUGUAGGUUUUCCUGAGCAUCUUCCAGAACCAGCGUCUGGACACUUUGACUGUCACACUCGCAUCUUCAUUUUGCACAAGUAGCCUUCAUUAUGUUUUUUUGUUUGUUUGUUUUUUUAAUCUGAAAAGUGCUUUCUUAUGGAAUAUACUGCUCAGAUGUAUUACAAACAUUUUUUCCUGUAACAUUUCAUUUUGUGCUGGACGUUUGGAACUCUAAAAUGCUUUUGUAAUGCUGUCGAAAUCAUAAAAUGGAAAUCUAAAAGCUUGGAUUAUAAAAAAAGCAAGAUAUAAAAUUGCUGGCAAGACUUCGCAAAAAUUCAAGUGCAAGCAGCCGUUCUAAGGACUGUAAAGUAUUUCCUCAAUUCGAUUUACAUCAUUUUGACCAGGUUUGACAUAAUACCCGACGCUCCUCCUCGGCCAACCAGAAAAGUAUUUUCAUUGUCUUUGUGAUAUAUUAAAAAAAAAAAGCACACACACAUAUCUAUAAGAAGGAAUUUAUAAAGUUGCACCUAAUAAUAUUCUGGAAAAUGCAGCAAUUUUAGGACCUUGAGCAAAGAUUUUAAGUGCAAUCAGUUCUAACGAACCUUGAUAUUUAUUUUGAUGUUUUUGUUUCGUAAAGGAUCGUAUGCAGUACGAAGAAGCAAUAACUCUUGUUCGGAAUGAGUUUACGUUCACGCACAAACUGAUUUUAACGACACCAAUGACCACUUCUACUGUUCUGAAUAAAAAGUGUGUAUUGUUAUACUUUUUUGUCCUGUUGUGUAGGAUUGUGGAGGUGUGUGUGUGCGGAAUCGGCUGAAAGAGUUUUAAAAAAAAAAAAUUAGCGUGACUCGCUAACAGGACUUCAGUUCAGGGAAACGAUGAAGAUUCAAAGUGAAUGAAGGCUUUAUUUUAUUUAAGGAAUGAGGUGGUUUUGUUUUUUUUUAUGAUUGUAGUUGCAUGAUUUCUACUACAUUGUCUACAAAAUAAAGUGAAGUUGAAAGUG
Neoarius graeffei (lesser salmon catfish) is the source of this 3638-nucleotide messenger RNA. It is a transcript of the gene insig1, whose product is annotated as insulin induced gene 1. NCBI's taxonomy places the organism in Eukaryota, Metazoa, Chordata, Actinopteri, Siluriformes, Ariidae. Gene Ontology annotation, cellular component: SREBP-SCAP-Insig complex; endoplasmic reticulum. Gene Ontology annotation, biological process: SREBP signaling pathway; cholesterol biosynthetic process; SREBP-SCAP complex retention in endoplasmic reticulum. The transcript has 6 exons. Bases 327 to 1046 code for a protein of 239 amino acids. The record is from RefSeq and is a predicted model, not a curated record.